AUGAGGCUGAAUGAACACACAGGCAUGUCGCCCCCCGUCCGGUUCCUGCCCAGUCUAAAGACGAGAAGACAGUCGUCUUGCCGAGAGACAGCCAUCGUGACGCCGGGGGUGACUCUGGUCCCCUACGAGGCGAGACAUGUGGAGCGGUAUCAUGAGUGGAUGAGUGACCCGGAAAUCCAGGAAGCCACGGCCUCGGAACCGCUGACGCUCGAGGAAGAGUACGAAAACCAACAGUCAUGGCGGACGUCACACGACAAGCUCACCUUCAUCAUCUGUCAACCGCUGCCUGUUUCGUCCAGAACGAAAACCGAGACGCUGCAGGCCGGGGAUGUCGACACCCCGGAGCGCAUGGUUGGCGACAUCAACUUCUUCAUCUACCCCAGUGACGAUGACGACAACGACGACGAUGGGGACAACGACGGCGCGACUCGGAUCGCGAACGAGACCUCGUACGUCGGCGAGGUGGAUGUCAUGAUCGCAUCCAAAGAGCAUCGCGGCAAGGGCGUUGGACACGCCGCGGUGACGACGCUCCUAACAUACGUGCACCGCAACAGGGCACGCAUCCUGGCGGAGCACGUCAACGGCGAGGGCAAGGCCGGCAAGGGAAACGCACCAGAGCUCAAGGGCCUGAUGGUCAAGAUCAAGGAGGGGAACUCGGCGAGCAUCGCGCUGUUCCGGCGGCUGGGCUUCGUGCAGAAGGGGGAGGUGAAUUACUUUGGGGAGAUUCAGAUGGUGUUGCGGGAUCUGGAGGAGUUUGUGACGUCUUCUGCCGGCGAGAUGGCCGUGCUGGAAUAUCGUGAGGUCGCAUACUCGAGAUGA
This is a messenger RNA of Colletotrichum higginsianum IMI 349063, 819 nucleotides long. Its product is annotated as N-acetyltransferase. Gene Ontology annotation, molecular function: N-acetyltransferase activity. The record is from RefSeq and is a predicted model, not a curated record. Gene Ontology annotation, biological process: protein acetylation. NCBI's taxonomy places the organism in Eukaryota, Fungi, Ascomycota, Sordariomycetes, Glomerellales, Glomerellaceae. The transcript is spliced from 3 exons. The coding region runs from base 1 to 819 and encodes 272 amino acids.